AUGGUAUCGAUAGCCGCAUUACAGCUCAUUACGCGAUUGCUUACUCCUGCGGAUUGGGAGCGCUUCGAUUACUAUGCAGCGAAGAUCAAGGUGCUAGAUCUUUGCGUCCCUAUCCAUUGUCGUGACCCAUUCAAGAAUAAAGGCCAUCAUUACCUUUUUGGAAGACGACCGACACCUUUGCUAUUUCCCCAGCUGCGCAUCCUUACAUGGUCCAGCACAAGCGACACUCAUCUCGCUCCCCUUUUAGUUGGGGAGCAACUUGAGAGAUUGAGCGUCACCUUUAUCCCACUGGCACCCGGGCACCAUAAUAGGUCUCCAGAAGAUUUACAUGCUGUAUUUGGCCCUCUGCCACAGUUAAAACGCCUCCAUUUUUAUAUCAAUCGCCCUCAUGUAGUUCCCUUGCUGGCGUGGAAUGAUCUCCACUCAUCCGACAAACUAAAUGUGCUCCACGUCAACAUGAGGCUCCAUCCGGACGAUAUGGUCCGUUUAGCUCUCUUGCCAUCCUUACAAGAACUCCACUUCGUCGUGGAAUCCGGAGAGGAUCUCGUCCCGCUCUUGGCAGUCCGAGAUCAGCCCAUCUUUCCCUCCCUCCACACACUUUCUCUCAGCAAUUCCCGCCAACACAGUGGUGCUUCCGUCCGCUCAUGCACCGCUCUACUUCAAAAAAUUCGACCAGGUGUACUGCAGGACGUCGGCCUAGAAGUCUUGGGCCCAUCGUCGUCUCUCGUGCGCGACCAAUUUUUAUCUGCGUUGUGCAAUCAUUCUUCAACUCUGCAUAAAAUGCGCCUUGUUGACGUGCGAAUUGGCCACACGCAAUCCCUCCCUAUGGACGAUGUCUUCCGAGACCAUGACAUGAUCUCUCUUCUGCCUCUCACCAAUCUCACUCAUCUGCAACUUUCAUUUGUCUGUCAAUAUGAUCUGGGCGACGCUAUGUUGCUUCAGAUGGCAGCUAGCUGGCCUGCUCUGGAAAGCCUUAGAAUCAGCCACCGCACUGAUGUUGGCUGGAGACAGAGAUCGCGUGUGACAUUCCACGGGCUCGCUGGACUAGUCAAACUCUGUCCGUACCUAUGCGAGCUCACCUUAGCGAUGGACAUCUCACGGAUUGGUCCAGAACACGGGGAACUUGUGGGGAACCGGUAUGUAGCUACCAUCGAUCUCCUAGACUCUGCGAUUGUCACACAGGACGAUGAGGAUGUGCUCGCCAAUGCUGCGCGGUGCUUCGCAACACUGUUCCCCAAACUCGAAGAGAUCUUUUCCUCCAAUCCACUCUGGCAACUUAGAGCUGGGGAGCAGUGGCGUGCCUUCCUGGAUGCAGUGGAGGCAUGCUGGGCCGCAAUUGUGAACAGGAUCCGUGUUUUGGACCCGACCAGACGUCAUAUAGCCAGUCUGCACGACAAUCGCGGCGAUCCACGUCCGGGUGCUUUUGUGCAACCCCACAUGGUAUGCGGAUUGGGAUUGCACUAUAACUAG
Molecule: messenger RNA, 1470 nt
Organism: Fibroporia radiculosa
Lineage: Eukaryota; Fungi; Basidiomycota; Agaricomycetes; Polyporales; Fibroporiaceae
Exons: 1
Coding region: 1-1470 (489 amino acids)
Source: RefSeq, a predicted model, not a curated record